This is a messenger RNA of Helobdella robusta, 672 nucleotides long. RefSeq lists its product as hypothetical. Lineage: Eukaryota; Metazoa; Annelida; Clitellata; Rhynchobdellida; Glossiphoniidae. Gene Ontology annotation, cellular component: nucleus. Gene Ontology annotation, biological process: chromatin remodeling. The coding region runs from base 1 to 672 and encodes 223 amino acids. The record is from RefSeq and is a predicted model, not a curated record. The transcript is spliced from 2 exons.
AUGGGAGGCAAAAAACGCAACUGGAAGGCCAGAUUGUCAACAACCUCUUCUCUAAAUUCCUCGGAGAAGAAAAAAAUUUCCUAUUCCCUGGAAGACCUUAAAUGGUCAAGGGUGACAAUAUCUAGGAAUAACGAAACAGUGGAGGGAUGUUGCGGAAAAUCGGGCGUCCCCGACUGGAAUAUCAUACUUGGCACUUUAAAUACUGGAUCGCUUACUGGACGCUCCAUGGAGAUCGUCGACAUGCUGGAAAGGCGAAGGGUUGGCAUCUGUUCUCUGCAGGAAACAAGAUGGAAAUCAAAUGGCGUCUCUCUCAUUUGGAGUUACAAGUUGUUCUGGAAUGGCCAAAAGACAGCCCAAAAUGAAGUGGGAAUUUUCAUACGGGAAUUACUGGCACAAAAUGUACUGGAGGUGACUCGAAUCAGCUUACGACUAAUGCUGAUUAAACUCAGAAUAGGAAAACAGGUUCUGAAUGUUUUCUCUGCAUAUGCACCACAGACCGUUGAAUCUGAACACGCCAAAAAUGACUUUUGGAACACACCCUCAGAUGCCGUCAGGAAAACACCAUCAUCAGAGAUACCAUUGAUAUGUGGCGACUUCUACGGCCAUGUUGGAGAUGAAGCUGAAAGCCAUGAACUCUCCCUGUUAAACACCUACUUCAAGGAGAGGGCAUAA